This is a messenger RNA of Drechmeria coniospora, 573 nucleotides long. RefSeq names its product Retrieval of early ER protein Rer1. The transcript has 4 exons. Gene Ontology annotation, cellular component: Golgi membrane. The record is from RefSeq and is a predicted model, not a curated record. NCBI's taxonomy places the organism in Eukaryota, Fungi, Ascomycota, Sordariomycetes, Hypocreales, Ophiocordycipitaceae. Gene Ontology annotation, biological process: retrograde vesicle-mediated transport, Golgi to endoplasmic reticulum; protein retention in ER lumen. Bases 1 to 573 code for a protein of 190 amino acids.
AUGGAAGCGCCCGAGCAGGAACAGACCCCCUUCGCGGCCGUCACAGCCCACACGUCGAAGCUGCAGAGGCAUUACCAGGCACUCCUCGACCAGUCGACCCCCCAUGUGCUCUACCGAUGGGUCGGCACCGGCGUCACCCUCGUCCUCUUCUUCAUUCGCAUUCUCCUCUUGCAAGGAUGGUACAUCGUCGCCUACGCGCUCGGAAUCUACCUGCUCAACCUCUUCCUCGCCUUCCUGCAACCCAAGUUUGACCCGUCCAACGACGCCAUCGACACGGAGAUGGAGGAUGGCGCCGUCGGCACCCUCCCCACCAAGAGCGACGAGGAGUUCAAGCCCUUCAUCCGCCGCCUUCCCGAGUUCAAGUUCUGGUACUGGGCCACGAGGGCCGUCACCGUCUCCUUCUUCUGCACCUUUUUCGAGCUCUUCAACGUGCCCGUCUUCUGGCCCGUUCUGGUCAUGUACUGGCUGAUUCUCUUCGUCCUGACGAUGCGAAAGCAGAUUCAGCACAUGGUCAAGUACCGCUACGUGCCCUUCACCAUCGGCAAGAAGAGCUACCGGAAGGACAACUCGUAA